AUGGAAAAAAAAGCCUGGAGCAUUACCACCUUAGAAACGUACAGGCAGUCGUUAGCUGACGCACAGAGAAAUGCUGAAUCUGCCCGGAAUAACCUUAAUGGGCUGCGAAGGAAACAGCAGGAAAGUGAGGCUGUGAGGAACGCUGGAAUCGGAAUAAUGUUCAUCCCCAUCAUUGGAACCAUCAUCGGGGCCGUCAUGGUUGGCGUCUCUCAGACAGAUUUAGACAACGCCAAAUGGGCUGCAGAGAGAGCAGAGAAUGAGCUGAGAAACUGGCAAGGACAGGUCAACAGUUAUGACACGAAGCUGCGGGAGAAACAGUGGCAGAAGCAGCAGAGGAAGUCAGAGAUUGAAUAUUGUCAGCAGACACUGGGGCAGAUAGAGUGGAGCCUGCAAGACGUCAACCAGCAGCGCACCAUCAUAGCCCGGGUGCAGGAGAAGCUGAGGAGUGCUGUCAACAUCCUGGGCACCCUGGCCGGGAGAGCGAGCGUGGCCGAGACGCAGACGAGACGCAUCGUCCUCCUGGCGCCUGUGGUGAACAUACUCGGCGAGAUCAUCAAGCUCACACUUCAGAUCGCAGGGAACAAAAAAUACCAGAUCCUCUCCCAGCCGUGCGUCAGAGACGCCAUCCAGAGCCUGCAGGAGAUCUACAAGAAGGUUUCAGCCAUCGAUGGCCAGCAGUCACUCAACGAACUUCAGUUUGAAUGAGUGCCUUCUCCGUCUGUCAAC
Megalops cyprinoides (Indo-Pacific tarpon) is the source of this 726-nucleotide messenger RNA. RefSeq lists its product as uncharacterized. NCBI's taxonomy places the organism in Eukaryota, Metazoa, Chordata, Actinopteri, Elopiformes, Megalopidae. The coding region runs from base 1 to 705 and encodes 234 amino acids. The transcript has 3 exons. The record is from RefSeq and is a predicted model, not a curated record.